Messenger RNA from Phaedon cochleariae (mustard beetle), 1636 nucleotides. Lineage: Eukaryota; Metazoa; Arthropoda; Insecta; Coleoptera; Chrysomelidae. The record is from the annotation of a GenBank genome assembly.
GUUAUCGACGACAUUCACUCAUUACAGAUUACUCUUAUUAGUUAUUUGUUAUUCAGUUUGUAGAAUCUCAAAGUUAGUGUCAGAUUAAUUUGUUAUUAUUCAAGUUCAAAUAUUAAGUAACCAUCAUGGCCCCCAAUAAUUCUGGUUGUGGUCCGGGAUAUGCUACACCUCUAGAUGCGAUGAAAAAUGGACCAAGAGAAAACCUCCUAUAUGUGAUUUGUGUACAACCAAAUGAGGGACCUGGUAAAUCCGAUUUGUUAGCAACAGUGGACGUCAAUCCAGAUUCUCCUACAUAUUGCCAGAUAAUCCAUCGUUUGAGAACUGGACACCCGAAAGACGAACUGCACCACUCUGGAUGGAAUGUCUGCUCAAGUUGUCAUUCCUCCACGGGUUGCGUCGAUGCCCCACCACGAGACAAGCUGGUGCUGCCAGCUUUGGGCUCUGACAGGGUGUACAUAGUCGAUGUCGCCAAAAAUCCUCGUGCUCCAGAAUUUCACAAGGUAAUUGAAAGUUCAGAAAUAGUGAACUUCAAUUGCAGGACACCUCAUACUGCACAUUGUUUGGCUUCUGGAGAUAUAAUGAUUGCCACUAUGGGCGAUAAAGACGAAAACGCGAAAUGUGACUUCAUUCUUAUUGAUGGAAAAACUUUUAAAACGAAAGGUACAUGGAUCAACGGAAAGGCCCCCAAAUUCAACUACGAUUUCUGGUACCAGCCCUAUUUCGAUGUGAUGGUCUCCACCGAAUGGGGCAUACCGAGGCUUUUCAAGAAGGGUUUCGCAGCUGAACAGACAAUCAAUCCGGAAAAAUACGGCCGAAGCCUGAACUUCUUCUCCUGGAGUAAGCGCCAACUGGUGCAGUCGAUCGAUUUGGGCGUAGACGGAAUCGCUCCGCUCGAAGUGAGGUUUCUUCAUGAUCCCAAAGAACCUCAGGGAUAUGUGGGAUGUGCAGUGAACGGAAAUAUCUUCAGGUUCUACAAAAAAGAAAAUGGCACAUGGGCUGCAGAAAAAGUCAUUGAUAUUCCACAUAAGAAGGUUUCUGGAUAUACUGAUGAAUAUCUCAUAGGAUUUAUUUCUGAUAUAUUGAUAUCACUUGAUGACAAAUACCUCUAUCUAAACCUUUGGCUGCAGGGGGAUGUGAGACAGUACGAUAUCAGCGAUAGAUCUAAUCCAAAAUUAACUGGGCAAGUAUUUAUCGGAGGUAAAUUGAUGAGCGAACCGAACAUUAAACUCGUCGAUGGUGAAGAACUUCCCAGCCCCCUGUACAUCAAGGGCAAACGAUUCUAUGGUGGCCCUCAAAUGAUGCAACUUUCUCUGGAUGGAAAAAGGUUGUACGUGAGCUCCAGCAUUUUGUCUCCAUGGGAUCACCAGUUCUACCCCGAAAUGGUUGAGAAUGGUGGAAAAAUUAUCAAAUUGGAUAUCGAUACAGAGAAUGGAGGAAUGAAAGUGGACGAAAACUUUUUGGUUGAUUUCGGCGAGGGUCCUGAUGGUCCACUGUUGCCACAUGAAAUGAGAUAUCCGGGUGGAGACUGCACUUCUGAUAUAUGGAUGGCAAAGGACUGAAAUUCCGCCAUUAUUCUCCAGUUUUUUUUAACAUAUACAUAUUAUUUAGUAAACAUUAUAUUGUGGCGUUUCAUUUC